UGAAGAGCACCAAGAGGAGCGGUUUGAAGUGUGUGCCCAGCACAGCAGACACACACAGUUCUUCGCCUCCCUUCUCCCUCAGCCCAUGAGUUUCGUCAGCCAUGGCUGGAGAAGUUUAUUUAUUACUUCUGUUACUGCUCUGUGGGAGAACAAUUUCUGAGCGACAGCCUUUGCCCCAACCGCCUUCUGAAAGUCUGGAUUUCGGGUAUGUUCCCAGCAAGACGUACGACACCAACGCUUACUAUGAGCCUGGAACAAUAGGGAUUCUGUUCCACGUUGUCCACGCUUUCCUCUGCUUAAUUCAGCCAAAUUACUUCCCUCAAGAUCUUAUCAAAAAGCUAGCACAGCAGACAUUUGGAAAUAAGCCUGGUGAUUAUCAAAAGCCCGAGAAUGUUGUAUUGACUCUUCAGGCAGUUUACUACGAAAUUGGCUUCAUCAUCUCAGCGGCCCUGGGAAUCCUGUUUGUCCUGCUGCUUCCGCUGAUUGGCCUCUGUUUCUGCCUGUGCCGGUGUUGCGACAAUUGUGGUGGGGAAAUGCACCAGAGGCAGAAGAAGAACGCUGACUGUCGGAGGGGCUGCUUCACUAGCCUCCUCUUGGCAGCUACAUUGCUAAGCAGUAUUGGUGUGUUUUUUGCUUAUGCGGCUAACCAGCAUCUCACAAGCCAAGUCCAAGGAGCCAAGAAACUAGUGAACAGUAAUUUCCGAGACCUUCGGAUUUUCCUGAAUGGAACUCCUGGGCAAAUCGACUAUUUGGUGAAUCAGUAUAACACUACCAAGAAGAAAGCACUUUCUGAUCUUAAUAAUGUUGGCACAUUGCUUGGCAAUCGAGUCUGGGAACAGCUGGGAAAGGAAGUGUGCCCUGCUCUCGAUGCAGCGCUCACCAUGGCAGGAGCUAUUAGAGAAACAAAGGAGGCCCUGGAGAAUGUGAGUGGGUCUCUGGAAGUGUUACAGGAGGGCACUGAGAAGCUGCACGCCAAUCUGACGGAUGUGACAGGAGACUUGAUUGAUACUCUUAACGAUCCAGCCUGCACAGCUACCCAGGUUGCUUCAACUUGCAAGCUUAUCAGAAAUUCUUUGGAUCAGCUGACCAUCAAUGCUAACUACAGCAAGUUACCAGGAGUGAGUCCUCAACUUGCCAAAGUCAACGAAGUCCUUAAAAUAGACCUUUCCAGCCUCAUUCAAAAGGGUUAUGCAGCCUUUAAUGAUACUCCUGACUUGGUGCGCAAUCAAACAAAGAACAUUUUAUCAGAUAUAAAAAAUAUCCUGGAAACCGUUGGUUCAAACAUCACAGCCUUUACCAAAACGCUUCCCAUCCAGAAGAUUCUAGCAGAUUUCACAGUAUAUCUUACUCAGAGUGAAGCGUACGUUCAGGAUUAUCUUCCAUUAGUGGAGCAAUAUGAUUUCUACAGGUGGCUGGGUUGCCUAAUCCUGUGCUGCCUGGUGAUCCUGAUCCUGGUCUUUUUCUACCUGGGAUUGUUAUGUGGUACCUGUGGCUAUGACAAAAAUGCCACACCAACAACCAGAGGCUGCAUCUCAAACACUGGAGGGAAUUUCCUGAUGGCUGGGGUUACUUUCAGCUUCCUCUUCUCCUGGGUUCUGAUGCUGACAGUGGUGGCCACUUUCAUUACCGGUGGAAAUGUGGAGAAGCUCAUCUGUGAAUCAUUUGAUGACAAGACUUUAUUCCAAAUUUUGGAUACACCCUAUUUGCUUAAUCGCCAAUGGAAACACUAUCUAUCUGGCAUCAUUCUGAAAAAUCCAGAUAUUGACUUGACAUUUGAAAAGGUUUACAGUGACUGCAAGGAAAAUAAAGGCAUUUACACCACACUCCAUUUAGAAAAUCUCUUCAAUAUCCAUGAAAUCCUAAACAUUAGUGUGUAUGCGGAAGAUGUGUCACUUAAAAUCAAGUACAUCAAUAUAAAUUUAAGCAAUAUAGAUUUGCUGAACAACACUGGGAAAGAGAACCUGUUGAAUUUUGGUUCUUCAGGAAUAAAUGAAAUAAACUUUGCAGCAUACCUGUCAGAGAUUAACAAGAGCAUCACCAAAGUUGAUCUGUUACUAUUUGCUAAUGAUUUGGAAGCAAGAGCAGACCAGCUGCCCAAAGGAGCAUUAGAAAACGCUUUGAAAGGACACGCAAACACGAUUCGGCUGAUACAUAGCCAGCGAGUUGUUCCAUUGGAACAAGCAAUGAGUACCUUAAACCAGAGUAUUCGCUUACUGCAGAAAACGUCAUCAGAACUUUCAGAAAAAGUGAGAAACGUAAUAAGUGCCAUUGAUGCCACUCAACUUCUUAUAAACAACAACGCUUCAUUUAUAAUUGUCCAGGAAGCUAAGAAAUACAUGGAUACUAUAUUAGGUUACUUUGAGCAGUAUUCAGAAUGGGUGAAGGAUUCGAUUACUACGGAAGUAGCAACCUGUAAACCAAUUGCAAAUGCGAUUGAUACGGCCGUCGAUAUUUUUCUGUGCAGCUACGUAACAGAUUCAUUGAAUGCCUUCUGGUUCGGUUUGGGAGGCUGCUGUGUCUUGCUGAUCCCUGCCAUUAUCUGUGCAGUGAAACUAGCCAAAUUCUACCGCAGGAUGGAUACGGAGGACGUGUACGACGAUGUUGAAACUAUGCCCAUGAAAAAUUUGGAAAAUGGUAAUAAUGGUUAUCAUAAAGAGCAAUUAUAUGGUAUACACAAUCCAGUUAUGACAAGCUCUGUGGAACAGUGGUAACGCAGACUGGAAAUAAUUAACUGUAAGUUGUGUGGCUUAUUUAUCUGUUUAAAUCUUGAUGGCCUUAAAAGGUGGACACCUGGGUUCACGUACAUUCUGACAAAGAAGGAAAUCUUGCGGAGCCAGACUUCCAGAAUCAUUUUCAGCCCUUUAUAGUGGUGGCCGUUUUCACCUGUGUACAAAAUGUAUGUGUGUACUUUCACUUCAUGUGUGUUUGUGUGCACUGGGAAGCACAGGGCAGGCUGCACAGGCUCUGCUCUGGUUCACAUGAUGGAGGAUGAAGAAGGGAGGGCAUCUUAGAAUCUGCAUCCCCUGUUGGGGAUGCAUUGGGGGUUGAUGAUGAUGAUGAUGAUGAUGAUGAUGAUCAUAGCCCCCAGACUGAUCCAGCCCAUGUUUACAUUUGCUUUUUCUUGCCUUGGCUUUGUCUGCCACGUCAGGUUCGGUCCUAGACUUCAGUUUUCAGAGAGAGAUCACACGGAUGGGUGGACAGGCAGAUGACAAGGACCUAGGCCGC
This is a messenger RNA of Candoia aspera, 3225 nucleotides long. RefSeq names its product prominin 1 (gene PROM1). NCBI's taxonomy places the organism in Eukaryota, Metazoa, Chordata, Lepidosauria, Squamata, Candoiidae. The coding region runs from base 102 to 2711 and encodes 869 amino acids. The transcript is spliced from 26 exons. The record is from RefSeq and is a predicted model, not a curated record. Gene Ontology annotation, cellular component: prominosome; cilium; plasma membrane. Gene Ontology annotation, molecular function: cholesterol binding. Gene Ontology annotation, biological process: camera-type eye photoreceptor cell differentiation; photoreceptor cell maintenance.